AUGAGGGCACAGAACCUCGUUACGAUGGCGACUACCGUCGACGCCAGCGAGGACACCGGGCCAACGCAGAUCAGCACGACGACGAUUCUGCUCGUCCUCGCCACGGUAUUUGUAGGACUGCGAUUUUGGGCUCGACACUACGUGGCUGCGCAUUAUGGCCCAGACGACUGGUUGAUUGUGGCAGGAUUGAUUUCUGUGUUCGUGAUCGGCGGCCUAAACUACGGCAUGGUCCACUACGGUAUGGGCCGGCACGCGAGCACCCUCAACCUCGACAUGAUAGAAAACGUCCUCAAGCACCUACUCGGCUUCGAGUGCAUGUACGUCACGGCGGUGGCGCUCAUCAAGUUCUCGCUGCUGGCCAUGUACCUGCGCAUCUUCCCCAGCCGGGGGUUCAAGAUCGCGGCCUACAUCAUCGGGGGCACCGUGGCGGCGUGGUGGAUCGCCAUCGUCCUCGUCUGCAUCUUCCAGUGCAACCCCAUCUACGUCGCCUGGGAGCCCUGGAUGCCGGGGCAGUGCAUCGACCUCAAGGGCUCCUUCAUCGGGAACGCGGUGCCCAACAUCGUCACCGACAUCGCCAUCCUCAUCAUGCCCGUGAAGCAGGUCUGGGCGCUGCAAACCGCGCCCGCGCAGAAGAUCUCGCUGAUCUGCACCUUUGGCCUUGGCAGCUUCGUUCUCAUCGCGAGUAUCUACCGAUUCUCAACAAUCAUGCAGUUCGACCCGAACGACACGACCUUCACCCUCGCAACAGCAUGCACCUGGUGCGUAGUCGAGUGCGCAUGCGGCGUGAUAUGCGCAUGCCUGCCGACCCUGCGGCCCCUCGCCAAGAAGGUGUCGAGCCAUUUCGGCAGCACGCAGAACAAGUCGCGGACGACCAAGUCGGGCAGCCGGGCGACGGAGCUCGUGACCAUCGGCGGCGGCAACUCGCACAUGAACAGCAGGGCCAUGACCAAGAGCCCCUUCCAGAAGCUCGGCAGCAAGGACGGCGAGUACGGGAUGUACCCGGGAGAAGAGGACCUGUCGACGCCGACGCCCGGGGAGUUCGGCGGCGCCAACGGCAACAACGGCGGCGGCGGGAUCGUCAGGACGACCGAUGUCACCGUGACCACGACGACGCACGGGUACGCGAGCUCCGGGGACAGCGGGACGAUCCCGGAUCGGACUAGGAGCCAUGGGUUUGAGCAGCAGGGCAAGGGGUUCGUCUGA
Molecule: messenger RNA, 1203 nt
Organism: Diaporthe citri
Lineage: Eukaryota; Fungi; Ascomycota; Sordariomycetes; Diaporthales; Diaporthaceae
Exons: 5
Coding region: 1-1203 (400 amino acids)
Source: RefSeq, a predicted model, not a curated record